UUCAUUGACAAACUCAGUUGCGCUGCACGGUAAUAAUACCCACUUGUAGCCUAUGUGGCGAGAGAAUAAUGUCAACGAUAUCCGGCAGGGCCGCAGGGAAACUUCAAAACGACAGCUGGGCUCAUUGCUUCCAUUUUAAGAGAAAACUCCAGCUUUUCUGUGAAUCGCGUUUAUCCACUGGAGGCCUUAUCAAAGAGAUGGCUAAUCCGUUCCGCUGGUGCCUCGUAUCGCAAAACUGUGUGCUGCAGAUUAACGUGGUCCUGGUGGUGGUGGGGCUGAUCAUCCUUCUAGACGUGUUCGGCCACCUCUAUGUAAAGACGGUAAUGUUUCCUGGUCUGCACGUCUACCCAGUGGCCAUGCGCAAGUGGCUCUUCUGGGUGCGCCUUAUGACAAUCGUUUCCUACGUUCUGAACGCAAUCCUGGGAAUUCGAAUGACCCGGCAACCGACCGUCUUUAAGUUCGCUGGCUACAUGUUGGUUGGCUGCGUGGUGUUGCUGUACACAUUUACCAUCGCGGUGACGCGCUUCAUGUAUCGUCGCAGGUUCGAAUUCUUCGUCCAGUUAAUGGUCAGCCAGAUGUGGAUUAAAGAUUGUCUGGGUAAGAUCGAGGUGGAGCUCGGAUGUUGCGGUAGGACCAGCGCGGCCGACUACCAGAAGUGCUCGACCAACCGCACCUGGGCCAGUGGCUCCUGUUGCGGGGAGCACAAUUGUCCAGGAUGCACAACGAAGCUUACCGAGUAUUUGUGGACUAUCGAGAUGGAUGUGGCGCGGGACAACAUAAUCUUGUCCUUUUUCCUGUUCGUGGCGUUGAGUUUAAUGGCAGCACACUAUUGGCGCGUGCAGUUUUAAGAGGACGUUUACAAUUCAUACGACUCUGAGACUUCUUGAAUGCGCAGAAGCGACACGACAAAACAAACAGGCUCAUCUGGCCGUGACAGCGAAUUGGACUUAGUUUAAUUUAAUGGCCUUUGUCCGCUCUGAUCAAUUCGACUUUAAUUCAACAUUAAAUACAUACGACAAUGUUUUGCUUUUGUUUUGCUUUUUCGCCCACAUCUACCAUACUCUAUCAUAAAUACUCUAUAAUAACUCAAAUUUGAUAUUCCCUCAAGAUGUCCGAAAAUGAAUUAGCAAUGACGAUGAUUUGUUCAACCCAUGUUUCAAUUGAUUGUUUAAAAAACCCGAUUGUGCAUAAAAAAAAGUUUCUUCCAUUCGGAGUUGAA
This is a messenger RNA of Drosophila suzukii, 1219 nucleotides long. RefSeq lists its product as uncharacterized. NCBI's taxonomy places the organism in Eukaryota, Metazoa, Arthropoda, Insecta, Diptera, Drosophilidae. Gene Ontology annotation, cellular component: membrane. The record is from RefSeq and is a predicted model, not a curated record.